UCUGAUCUCGAGCAGCUAUUGGCUCCUGUCUGUGUCCACGUCACAAUCAUGAUUAGAAUUGAUGAUCGGACGUUUUGAUUUCAUUGUCUGGCGAAGGGAGUCGGGAAGAAAUCUGCUGAAUUCGAGCGUUCGUUUGAUUUGUCAACAGAAAAGAGCGUACUGGGCAGCUUCUUCAGACAAGGCGAGAUAACUUUCCAAGGCCACAAGUCGUGAGUUCUCUAUAGCCUGCAAAACUCCACAAGACCCUCUAGGAUGCAAGGACCCAGGAUGUAACAUUAGUAUUGUAAGGCUGGGCCAGAAAUCGCAUAACCCAAAGAACACUUGAGCAAAGGCUGUUGGUUUGCACAAUGGUGGACAAAUCCUCAUUCGCCUGACCAGUCACACUCACUAACUGCCGUUUCUGUGUCCAAAGUCACCUGAACUGAAAGCCUUUGGCAUUGAAAGCCUGGGUUUUUGUCUGUCACUACCCGACACAUCAGUCUCCUCCCCCCUCCCCCCGGAAAAAUGGAAGCAUGGCAGGAAAAGCGGACCGUUCACAAUAUGAAUCUGCGCUCGGUCUUCUCUGCCGAGCAGCAGCAGAUCCUGGAGCGUUACUAUGAAAACGGGAUGACCAAUCAGAGCAAAAGCUGCUUCCAGAUGAUCCUUCAGUGUGCUCAAGAGACCAAGCUUGAUUUCAGUGUGGUCAGGACCUGGGUGGGAAACAAGAGGCGGAAACUGGCAUCCAAGAUCGAGCAGCAGAACGGGGUUGUGGCGCAGGGUCCUCCGGGUCACAGUUUGGUGGGAGGUGGCGGCGGGCCGUUGGUGGGGGGGGUGGUGCUGACCCCGGACAUGGCGGCUUCGCGGAGCGUCCAGCGGAGCGGGCCUGUCGCACACCUCCUCCCGCCGGCGUCUACGUCCUCGACGUCCCCGGCCCCCUCCUCCUGCUCCCCCCACAGCAGCGGCGGCAACAACAACAACAACAACAACGACGUGAUUGUCACGGGCAUCUACUCCCUGAGCCGCACCCCCACCCGCCCGGGGGAGCCGCCCCCGUCUCACUCCCGGGCUACCGCCAAGGCCCCGCCCCCGCUGCGCUCGGGGGCGGAGCUACCCGUCCAGAUCCACGUUCGCCCCGCCCUGCGCACGGACAGCCCGUCCCUCCACGCCAAGGCGGCCUCUCUCCCCCGCCAGGCCGUCCACCAUAGCCCCUCCUCAGGCCCCGGCAUGUUCAGCCACAUCAGGAAGUCCUUCUCCCCCGGGGAGGCGACGGGCGUGCCCCGGUCCUGGGCCAGGCAGUACGGCCCGCCCCAGUCCCAGUCCUGGCCUUACCCCUCAUCGCAGAGCCAGUCGCAGCCCCAGCCCGGCCCGGCCCAAACGGGUCCUCAACCGGGCAUGUCGGAGCCGGGGGUCAGGAUCCAGCAGGUCUUCACCCUGGCCCCCCUCGGCGACACCCAGCGCAGACCCCCGUCGGGGGGCGGGCAGGCGCGGCCCACGAAGGCGCGCUCACCCGACAACACCGGGUGCUUUUCCAUCGCCAUGGAGACCGGGGACGCCGAUGACGAGUACGCCAGGGAGGAGGAGCUGGCGAACAUGGGGGCGCAGGUCCAGAUGUGCCCAGGCGGGGGCAGUAGCAGCAGCAGCAGCAGUGGGAGCAGUAUGGGUGGAGGGGGGGAAACCGGCGGAGCUACAGGGACGGGCCAGGGGGGCCCACGGAGAGACAGUCCCGCCAUGGGAAGGAACCCGACCGGGGCAAACCUCCCAAACUCUGACUACUUUGGGGGGAAAGGGUACCAGACGUCCCCCUCGUCUUCCCACGGCACCCCCCGGCAAAGCUACUACGGCAGCAUGGCUCCACGUGGAAGCUUCCCACUCCGCAUGCCCUUCCCGGGCUCUGGGCAGACUGUGCCCAGCUUCCAGCAGGCCUCUGGCACACUCAGCGCCCCCUGGAUAACCAGCAACUCCCGUAAAAGGACACUACAGGACCGGACACAGUUCAGUGACAGGGACCUGCACACGCUGAAGAGGUACUGGGACAAUGGCAUGACCAGCCUGGGCUCCGUCUGUCGGGAAAAGAUCUCUGCUGCAUCCACAGAGCUGAGCGUGGACAGCGAGAUCGUCAAGACCUGGAUUGGUAAUCGCCGCAGGAAGUACCGUCUGAUGGGCAUUGAGAUCCCGCCCCCGAAGGGAGGUCCCGCCGUCUUCACCAACCAAUCGGAGACGGACUCGCCCCGCUGCUUGACUCCGGACGUGGACGACGUCACCACCCCCGAGCCGGGAGAGGACAGCGAGAGGACGGACGAGGUGUCCAUCUGUCUCUCUGAUGAUGGUGGCAGUGACACCUACCAGAGAGAAGACAGCGGUGAUGGGGACGGUGAGACCACUAGCGCUACCCUGGCUGAUAAUGUGAAAAUUGAAAUAAUUGAUGAUGAGGAGGAAGAUGGUGACAUGAGCGGCUUAGACUUGGAACACCUGCAGAAUCUCUUGGAGUUUAAGCAUGAAGAGGUGCGCUACCUUGAGAGUGAGCUAGAGAACCAAAAACAGAAGUAUACUGAGCUGCAGACUUUUACCCGGAACUUACUAAAUGCCAUGAAGAAUGAUGACAAGGAGAAACAGCAGGAGCUGUUGGCGAGCCUACCUCAAGAAGUUGAAGAGGACUGUGAGAUGAGCCCAGAGAUGGAGGAGGAACCUGGUGUCUCAGCGAUCAGCAUCCAGAGCUGUUCCCCAGGGCCGGAGGAGACAGGGGACCAGGCGCCUCUGUGACAGUGGCCCUCGCCCCCACACACCCCUCUCACUACAACCACCACACACUCCAUACGGUGCCUGCUGACACUCACACCUAACUGUACUGGGCUUGGAAUGCCUUUUUUCUACUGCAUAUCAGAUUGCCUUGUUCAACAUUUCCAGUCCUACUACAAUAAAUGCCACUAACUUGAUUGGCUGUCUC
Molecule: messenger RNA, 2923 nt
Organism: Conger conger (European conger)
Lineage: Eukaryota; Metazoa; Chordata; Actinopteri; Anguilliformes; Congridae
Gene: hdx
Product: highly divergent homeobox
Exons: 11
Coding region: 505-2739 (744 amino acids)
Biological process (GO): regulation of transcription by RNA polymerase II
Molecular function (GO): DNA-binding transcription factor activity, RNA polymerase II-specific; RNA polymerase II cis-regulatory region sequence-specific DNA binding
Source: RefSeq, a predicted model, not a curated record